AUGGUCAAACGCAAAUACAGUGACGAAGAGGAAUUCGACGUCCACCCUCAACCAGCAGUGAAGCGAAUUGCGAUUCGCACGGAAUUUCCAGCGCAGGGUCAGAUGGACGUGGAGAUGGACGACAUGCAGUCCGGCAUCUCCCCUCAUGACAGCGAGCGGUCGUCGCCCAUGUUCACCGGUCAGUCUUCUAUCCAUCUUGCUUUGUCCCGUGCCUCUCGAUCGCAGAGGGGGCCCAGGGCUUAUCCUCCAACGAGCCAGACUCUGUACCCGUUCCCGGUCAAGCGCGACGACAUGGACUGCGAGGACACCUUUUCGAACUCGCCUGGGUCCUCGAGUCCCAUCAACCGAGCGUCCACGGAUCCAGUUCACGGUCACGUGACGAACAACCGCCAUCCCUCGAAUGCCUCGAGCAUCGCGGCGCUCCAGCCUAGAACCAGGAAUACUUCUUGCGCUUGCCCCCAAAUUCCCAAGCUCAUUCUCGCUCAAUAUGCAAACGAAGAGGGCAAGCGCACAAUGUGGUCGCAUUGUGAAGGAUGCGGCGCCAUGGACAUGGUCCUUGGCUGCGAUGGCCAACCCACUGUCCUCUUUUUCUCCAACCCGACUACCACCUGA
This is a messenger RNA of Acaulospora colombiana, 612 nucleotides long. The record is from the annotation of a GenBank genome assembly. NCBI's taxonomy places the organism in Eukaryota, Fungi, Glomeromycota, Glomeromycetes, Diversisporales, Acaulosporaceae.